AUGGACCCAAACAAAUGGACAGACGCAACUGUUCAAAUGUUCAAAGAAUCACAAGAAAUAGCAUUUGAAAGAAAAAAUGCAUAUAUUAUGCCAAUUCAUAUGAUGGAAGCAAUUGUUGAAGAAGAAUCAAAUAUUGUUAUCCGAAUAGUUGAAAUGAUGGGAGGUGAUGUUAAUAAAUUAAAGAAAGAAAUAAAAGAAACAAUGAAUAAAAUUGCAGUUCAAAAUCCACCACCAGUUGAUAUUGGACUUCAUCCAACAACACAACAAGUAUUAAGAAGAGCAAUAGAGAAACAAAAAAGAAUGGGAGACUCAUAUCUUGCAAUAGAUGUAAUUGUAAUGUCAUUAAUGGAAGAGAAAGAAAUUAGUACAAUAGUAGGAAAUAGUGGAAUUAAUGUGAAAGAAUUUAACAAAAAAAUAACAGAAAUGAGAAAAGGACAAAGUGUAGAAACAAAAGAAGCAGAAAGUCAAUAUGAAACAUUAAAGAAAUA
Molecule: messenger RNA, 488 nt
Organism: Entamoeba dispar SAW760
Lineage: Eukaryota; Evosea; Mastigamoebida; Endamoebidae
Product: chaperone Clpb, putative
Exons: 1
Biological process (GO): cellular response to heat
Cellular component (GO): cytoplasm
Molecular function (GO): ATP hydrolysis activity
Source: RefSeq, a predicted model, not a curated record